UUCUGUGCACUUUGCGCUCUUCAGAACCAUGUUAGAUGUGCUCUAGAGUCAACCGGGAAGAUAUUGACACCGUUCCAGUUUGUCAGGAACUUAAGAUGCAUCUCUCGCAGUUUCCGCAACUCUAGGCAGGAAGACGCGCAUGAGCUAAUGGUUAACUUACUGGAGUCCAUGCACAAGUGCUGUUUACCUUCUGGCAUACCAAGUCAGUCUCCCAGUGCUUAUGAGAAGAGUCUAGUUCACAGAAUUUUUGGUGGUCGUUUAAGAAGUCAGGUGAGAUGCGCAAGUUGCUCGCACUGUUCCAGCAAAUUCGAUCCUUUCCUGGAUCUCAGUCUUGAAAUUGCUGAUUCUGCUACAUUGGUGAAAGCACUUCAAAAAUUUACUGAAGAAGAGGUACUAGAUGGUGGGGAAGAGCAGUACAAUUGCCAGAGCUGCAAAAGAAAGGUUGUGGCCAAGAAAAGGUUUACAAUUGAUAAGGCUCCUGAUGUGUUGACAAUUCAUCUGAAGCGUUUUAGUCCUUUUAACCCUCGCCAUAAGAUUGACAAAAAAGUGGAGUUUCAGCCAACUCUGAACUUGAAGCCAUUUGUAAGCAAUUCAGAAGGCAUGGAUUUCCGAUACAGUCUUUAUGGUGUGCUGGUUCAUGCUGGCUGGAAUACACAGUCAGGUCACUACUAUUGCUUUGUUCGGACUUCUAGUGGGCUUUGGCACAAUCUUGAUGAUAAUCAGGUUCGCCAAGUUCGUGAGGCAGAUGUAUUGAGACAGAAAGCCUAUAUGUUAUUCUAUGUGCGUGACAGAGUGAGGAGCUCAGUGAUGAAUACAAAUUUUAUAGAGAAGAAAGCUAUUUCUGAAAAGAUUGCAUGUAUGAAUGACUCGCUUCGAAAGGGUCUAAGGGAAGCAACAAUGAAUGUUUCCCCAUUUAUUAACGGUGAUAUGAAGUCGCAGAAGCAGAACUUAGACAAUGGUCAUCCUACCAUUUUUGGCAACAGUUCACGAGGCCAGUGUACAAAAAAGCCUAGCAGCAUUGAAAUUCUGGAAGCUGCAGCUGUGCAAAACAAUGGCAUGAUUUCAGUACAGGAAGCUCUUUGUGUACAGCCAGACACUGUUGCUACCUUGUCCAUCAACACAAACAAGACAACUUUAGAUAGUCAAAGUGAGAUAAUAUCUCCACCAUAUCUGUUUGGCGAAUCAACACUCGAUAUAAGUAAGGCAGCGGCAAGUGCAGAAGAAGUCAAAACCAAGGAUACUGCUGUUCCUGAUGGAACAAUGUCCUGCUGUGAUGAAGCUAAAGCGGCAGCAGAGUCUGUGAAGCAACAUGAUGAAAUAGUUAUGGACAAGGAGCUUCCGGCAGAAUACAUCGAUGCCAUAUCAAACACAGUGGAGCAGACGUCAGUGCAGACUAAUACAGCAGAAGCUGGGCAGGCUACAUUGAAGGAGCUCUCUGUGAAGGACACUGACCAUAUUACAAAUGCAGAGGAGCCGGUUUCUGUGCAGAACAACAAUCUGGAAGCUCUGCAGGUCAACCCUUUAAAGCACAUCUGUUCUGAAGAUUCCGCACACGUGAUCUGCUCUGAGGUUUCUGCACACACGAUCUGCUCUGAAGCUUCUGCACAGGCGACCUGCUCUGAAGAAGUUUCUGCACAGGCGACUUGCUCUGAAGCUUCUGCACACGCGACCUGCUCUGAAGAAGUUUCUGCACAGGCGACCUGCUCUGAAGAAGUUUCUGCACAGGCGACCUGCUCUGAAGCUUCUGCACACGCGACCUGCUCUGAAGCUUCUGCACAGGCGAUCUGCUCUGAAGACUCUGCAAAGGUGUUGGACCAGGUUCCAUGCCAUGAUAAUCCAAAUACAAGGACGGUUUUGAAGUCAGACAAGCACGUGGCAUAUUCAACUGCACGCUUGCUUUUUGUCUCCAAGCAAUCCUUACUGGCUGCGUUAAAACAGCACAAGAAAAGGAAACAUAGAAGGGCGACAAGACAGUCUAUUGACAAUGAUGAAUUGGUUACUGAUGAUCAGCAGCCAUCAACUUCAGAAAAUGUUCUUACUAGGGACAUAUCAUGUAAAUCACAUAGAAGGCGCAAGCGCUCCCACGAGAAAUCAGGUUCUGAUAAUGGUGAUAAGAUGAACAGUAAGAAACCGCAUCUUGCUGAACCCUCCAGCAGUACUGCCGACCUUCCCAUGGACAGGAAAGAUGACAAGGAUGCACUACUUGCUAGCGCUGAGCUACCAAGUUUACAUGCAAGCUCUGUGACAGACCAGAAUGACUCGAGCAACUGUGCACAUCCAAAUGAGGGAGUCUCCCGGCAUUUCGAUCUCCUCACGAGGGGUUUGAGAGAAAUUACGGUUCAACGUUGGGAUGACAUUGACACGCCAAAUACAAAGUCAGCAAAGUUUCCUUGUCCAAGGACCAACAUUAUUGGAUAUGUGCCAGAUCAAUGGGAUGAGGAGUAUGACCGCGGGAAAAUGAAGAAGGUCAGGAAGCCGAAGGAGGAAGAGUUUGGUGGACCCAACCCGUUCCAAGAGGCAGCGAAUAUCAGAUCACGGUUGAGGAAGAGAUUUAAAUGUGACCAGGACAGAUGGGGGAACCAGCCACGCAGGAUAUGACACGACUGGCUUGAGCAGCAGACUGUUGUUGUAUCGUUCAGUUUUGCAGUGAUUCUUCGUUCUUCCUUAAUG
Lolium rigidum is the source of this 2670-nucleotide messenger RNA. RefSeq names its product ubiquitin carboxyl-terminal hydrolase 23-like. Gene Ontology annotation, molecular function: cysteine-type endopeptidase activity; cysteine-type deubiquitinase activity. Gene Ontology annotation, biological process: protein deubiquitination. Gene Ontology annotation, cellular component: cytosol; nucleus. The coding region runs from base 148 to 2598 and encodes 816 amino acids. NCBI's taxonomy places the organism in Eukaryota, Viridiplantae, Streptophyta, Magnoliopsida, Poales, Poaceae. The transcript has 10 exons. The record is from RefSeq and is a predicted model, not a curated record.